AUGUCUUUGUCUGUUUUCUUGCCGCUGCUUCUAGCGUCCAGUUCAUUUGCUGCGCAACCCAAUGCACCGCUACCCAAAGCCGCCCCGCUGCGGGAACUGCCGUGGGCUCAGCUCAACUUCCUUCAUACUACCGACACCCAUGGUUGGCUAGGAGGCCACUUGCAGGAGUCUUCGUACUCUGCUGAUUGGGGCGACUAUGUCUCGUUCGCCAAGCAUAUGCGUGACAAAGCAGAUGCAGACGGUGUAGACCUCCUUCUGAUUGACACCGGGGACCGGGUCGAAGGGAACGGUCUCUAUGAUGGAUCUGAGCCGAAAGGCAGAUAUCUCUUUGAUAUCUUCAAACAGCAAGAGAUAGACGUCGUCUGCUCAGGAAACCACGAGUUGUACAAGCAGAACUCUUCGGAGAAUGAGUUCCACUACACUGUUCCCAACUUCGAAGGAAGUUACCUUGCGUCCAACCUGGAUAUUUUCAACCCCGACACCGGCGAUCUUGAAGCUCUAGCUCCGCGCUUCAAGAAGUUUACCACCAAAAACCAAGGCAUUCGGAUCCUUGCUUUUGGGUUUUUGUUCAACUUUGUUGGAAACGCCAACAACACAGUCGUUUAUCCCGUUGAAGAUACGAUAAAGAAGAAGUGGUUCCAAGAAGCCAUCCAUGACAAGGAUGUAGAUCUUAUUCUUGUCACUGGUCAUGUGCCUACUCGCGCAACGGAGUACGACCACAUCUUUAAAGCCAUCCGAUCUGUGAACUGGGAUAUACCCAUCCAGUUCUUCGCUGGACAUGCCCAUGUUAGGGACUACAAGGUGUUCGACAGCAAGGCUGUUGCUAUGGCCAGUGGACGCUAUAUGGAGACCAUUGGGUUCAUGUCAAUCAAAGGUCUUGGUAACGGCAAACCUAAAGACGAUAUUACCCACUCGGGAAUUUCAUUUUCCCGUCGCUAUAUUGACAACAACCUUUUCUCAUAUUAUCACCACAGUAACAAGGACGGCGAUACAUUCCCCACCCCGCACGGUCAGAAUGUCUCGAAAAUGAUCACUGCCGCUCGGGAUGCACUUCAACUAGACAAGCGGCACGGGUGUGCACCGCAACCCCUUUGGGUCAAUCGCGCACCAUACCCGGCGAAUGACAGCAUUUUUUCUUGGCUUCAAGAGCAUGUACUGCCGGUGCAACUCAAAAAUUCUUCUCGUAUUAUGAAAGAAGACAAGAAAGCGCUUGUCAUUGCGAACACCGGUGCCAUGCGUUUCGACAUAUUUCAAGGACCUUUCACGAAGGACAGUGCUUUUCUCGUCUCUCCGUUUACUAGCGGCUUCAGAUACUUGAAAGACGUUCCUUACAGCGCGGCCAAGCAUGUCCUAUCGCUUCUCAACAACGAAGACCGUGUGCUUCAAACCACUUCGGGAGAAACUCUGGAUUCGGCAGUUCUAUCACCACCAGAGCAAUGGAGCGGCCGCAUCGGGGAUUCCCUAUCCGGCUUGAACAGCCACAACCGGUUUCAAGCCCCUUUGAAUGUAUAUCCGCACAAGUCGUCUGACCUAAUCCCUGGCUAUACUACCAUCGACGACGAUGGUGAUGAUGGCGAUGAUACUGUCCACUCUCAGAUUCAAUUUUUCGAUGUACCGAACUGUAUCCAGACAACACUCGGCUUCGCUCCUGACGAUGAGAAUGUACCUGAAGAGGUUGAUCUUGUGUACAACGAGUUUGUGCAACCAUGGCUCCUAGUGGCGCUGAGGUACCUGGGUCAGGAGUACAACACGGCAGAUACUCAAGCAUACAUGGAGGGCAAGAGUUUCACAGACAUGAUUACGGACUGGAUCAGCGAGCAUUGGGAUUGCUAG
Messenger RNA from Aplosporella prunicola CBS 121167, 1833 nucleotides. RefSeq lists its product as uncharacterized. Gene Ontology annotation, molecular function: hydrolase activity. The coding region runs from base 1 to 1833 and encodes 610 amino acids. The transcript has 2 exons. NCBI's taxonomy places the organism in Eukaryota, Fungi, Ascomycota, Dothideomycetes, Botryosphaeriales, Aplosporellaceae. Gene Ontology annotation, biological process: nucleotide catabolic process. The record is from RefSeq and is a predicted model, not a curated record. Gene Ontology annotation, cellular component: cytosol.